Messenger RNA from Carassius gibelio (silver crucian carp), 980 nucleotides. Its product is annotated as elongin-B. Bases 130 to 489 code for a protein of 119 amino acids. Gene Ontology annotation, biological process: transcription elongation by RNA polymerase II. Gene Ontology annotation, molecular function: protein binding. The transcript is spliced from 4 exons. Lineage: Eukaryota; Metazoa; Chordata; Actinopteri; Cypriniformes; Cyprinidae. The record is from RefSeq and is a predicted model, not a curated record. Gene Ontology annotation, cellular component: VCB complex; elongin complex.
GAUAUCUCGCGCCACACGCGUUCAAAUACUUCAUGAGCGGGCGAUGACGUAGCACAAUGCGCGGUCUUAGUGCAUUGUGGGAUAGUGGCGAGCUCUGAGGCGGUGAAUGUUGACUACGGAACCGCUGAAAUGGAUGUGUUCUUAAUGAUCAGGCAUCGCAAAACCACAAUCUUCACAGACGCCAAAGAAUCAACAACUGUCUAUGAGUUAAAAUGCAUUGUGGAGGGCAUUCUGAAGCGGUCCGCUGAGGAACAGAGACUAUACAAGGAUGAGCAGCCUCUAGAAGACAGUAAGACACUUGGAGACUGCGGCUUCACAAAUCAGACAGCCAGACCACAGGCUCCUGCGACUGUAGGACUGGCCUUUCGUAUCAGUGAUGAUGCAUUUGAGCCCCUGCAGGUGGAACCAUUUUCCAACCCUCCUGAACUUCCUGAUGUUAUGAAACCACAGGACUGUGGCAGUACAGCCAAUGAACAGUCAGUGCAAUGAGCUGCACAUUAAUGACUAGAGUAUCAGGAGUGUACUAAAGCGGAGCAAAGUGAGGACUGAUACUUGGCGUAAAGAUGCUGCAGAUGGACAUUUGAAGUCUGGCUGCCACUAACCAUUGAACUAAGCCAGUAAUAAAUAUCCAGAGAAUCACUAAUGAAUAAGUUUAUUUAUAUUUUAUUUGGACUGAAACGCAUUUUUUUUUCCCUAAAUUGACCUCAUUUUGUAAAUUUUUUUUUUUUUUUUUUUUUCUGUGACUAAAUUACAUCUGACACAUUUGAAAAUGGAAAUGUUUUUCUUCAAAAUGACUGGUUUCUUUAUUUAGAAAAAUAAUUGGGGUUUAAUAGCACAAAUGUCACAUGGGGCAAGUUUGGUUGACAGGUUUGAAAUGCAAAUUUACAUGUUUCAGUUUUAACAUUUUAACAUGAAUUUGUGCAGUAAACCUGUUAUUGUGUUGUCUUUUUAAAUUGCUUUAAAUUUAUGUUUUAUCCUUC